Molecule: messenger RNA, 1200 nt
Organism: Zerene cesonia (dogface butterfly)
Lineage: Eukaryota; Metazoa; Arthropoda; Insecta; Lepidoptera; Pieridae
Gene: Sap130
Exons: 6
Coding region: 172-1200 (342 amino acids)
Source: RefSeq, a predicted model, not a curated record
GCGUUUGGAAAGUUCGAAUAUUUUAUUGUCAAAUAAUUGUUGAAUUGUGUAGUCUGAAUGUUAAUUUAUUUAAUAUUGAAUCAUUUUAGCUAAGCUUUUUGUGACAAAUAAUUUGCUUAAUAACUGUAAAAUGCGUAGAUAAACUGGCAUUUAAGUGUAUUUUAUACGAAAAUGAGUAAUAAUCUAGAAAAUGAUCGUUCAAUCACAACUGGAAAAAUGUAUCCAAUCGACUUAGCUCCACAAAAAAUUACGAUAGUAAAGAGUAUUUCUAAUGCGGAUGUUAAAAUGGCUCAUCUAAUACCAGGCCAAUCGAAGUCUUCUGGUUCAAAUCAAAUUAUUACACAUACAAACGCUGGUUCCGUGGGUCUAAUGCGUACAGCUACUGCAGCUCAAAUAAUAUCUUCAGGCGUAGCUUCACAGGGAACUCAGAUUGUAUCACAAGGCAAUCAGUUAAUAGGACAAAAUACGCAAAUUUUGACACAAUCCCAACUUAUAUCAAGCAGUCAAUUGCUAAGUCCUGGUACACAAAUAAUUAGUCAAGGAACUCAACUAUCUGCACAGGUUUCCAAUACUAGUAAUCAUGGUAAUAAUACUCAAGUGAGUGUCACAUCAACAGUCAGCGGAAACCCAGUAUUGAAUGUUGGGGGCCAACUUGUCAGUGGUGCAGGAAAUUUAGUUGUUAGUUCUACAGUGAGGACCCUUCCACCCAGUGUGAGAGUACUUCCACCGAUUCCACACCAUAACCCAAGACCAGUUCUCACAAGUGUUAACGUAAGCAGUGCAAGCGGUGUGCUGGUCAGCAAAAGUGUUACAAGUCAUGUUCCACGGGGCCUGGCAGCUGGUGCCUCAUUAGCUGUUCGUCCUGUAGCUGCAUCAACACAGCCCAAUGUGAACCAAGGGAAUAACGCUUGGUCUGGAAGCAAUCGGGGUCGUGGUGCCUUAGUGUAUGGCUCUAGAGGUAUGGGCCGCGGGGCUCCGCCGCGACAACCGUCGCCUGCGCCUUCACCUUCCCACACUACAGCCACACAAAUCUCACAGCCACCUCACUCAGCUAUUGUGACUUUACCCAGCUCUACUGUUCUCACAUCCAGUGGAGUUAUAUCAAGCACAGUGCGCGGUGGUGUGGUUGGAGUGGCCAGUGGUCCCUCAACUAGACCUAAAACUCCGACACCGCCUCCUGCGACAGCUAGACCUGGUUAA